Molecule: messenger RNA, 2397 nt
Organism: Linepithema humile (Argentine ant)
Lineage: Eukaryota; Metazoa; Arthropoda; Insecta; Hymenoptera; Formicidae
Product: scavenger receptor class B member 1-like
Cellular component (GO): membrane; cytoplasm
Molecular function (GO): scavenger receptor activity
Source: RefSeq, a predicted model, not a curated record
CAGUUGCGGCUCGCGCCGAGAAAGUAUACCGGCGAAUGUGACAUCCUAUUUCAACUCCGUUUUUUGAAAUUUUCUACUUGAAUUUCAAAGUGAAAAACAUUACGACAGCUUCAUUUUUUCGUUCGACUUUUUCGUCGUGUUUAUUGGCCAGAUUUUUUCUUGCGGGCGCACAAAAAUAAUUGCGAAAAGUGAUCCUCAAAGUCGACGUGUGUAAAAGCGACGUCUUGUCGUCACACAAACCGAGCUUUGCUUGAACUACUGCAUCCCUUGCGGUGAACGAUAAGUAAGUUUUCGGUCAAGGUGACGAAGAGGAAAACUUACUGUAAAGUGAAAGAAAUUGGGUCACAACCAUGAAAUCCAUGUUUGCGCUACAGCAGUUUAAAAAAUGCAUUAUCUUGUUUAUAGUGGGCAUCAUGAGCAGUUUUUUGACUUAUCUAAUUUACAUUGCCGACCCUGUAAAAUUGAUACUGGAAUACAAUUUACAAAUGGCACCACACUCGAUGCUUUUCUCAAUAUGGAAAAAACCACCUCUUGAUCUUUACUUGAACAUCUACAUAUUCAACAUUACCAAUUCAGAAGAAUUUCUACACGGCAAAGAGAAGCUCAAAGUCGAACAACUCGGACCAUAUGUCUAUCAAGAAUUUCUUGAAAAUGAUAAUGUCACAUUUAAUGACAACGACACCAUAACUUUCAUCCCUAGAAGAAAGGUAGUUUACGUGCCCGAAAUGUCAGUCGGUGAUCCGAAAAAGGACAAAGUUAUGGUUCCAAAUAUAGCUUACUUGGGUGUUUCAUCUGCUUUACAUAAUGCUGGAUUUUUCGUAAAUUAUCCUUUUAUGCAAUUGGCAAACAUGAUGAAUACCAAAACGAUACUCAAUAUCUCAGUAUACGAUUAUCUGUGGGGUUAUGAGGAUUCAAUGGUGUCACUGGCUAGUAAAAUUGUGCCAAACUUUAUUACUUUUCAAAAAUUGGGCCUUCUGGACAGGAUGUACGACGAGGGAGAAAACAUUGUGACGCUAAAUCUACGAAAAGAUGUUGACAUGACGAUUGAGAAAGGCCGAUAUCUCAGUAUUGAUAAAUACAAUGGUAGUCCCGGAUUGGCGCAAUGGGGAUAUGUCGGAACGGAAGGCAACGAGACAAAAAAAGAGAAUAAUAAUUGUAAUACGCUACAAGGCGCUACGGAAGGCAUCAUAUUUCCAUCGAACAUAGACAAGCGUGCUAUCUUUAGGGUCUUCAGGAAAGCGUUUUGUCGAGCGCUACCGAUUAUGUAUAGGAAAGAAACUUGGGCAAAAAACGGGUUGCCAGGAUAUCUCUACACUCUCACUGAUGAUUUUGCCGAUCUACCCGAUCAGAAUCCGGACAACGCAUGCUUUUGCCGUAAAAUGAAAUCUUGUUUAAAGAAAGGUCUGCUUGAUGUAACGCCGUGCUACUACAAUAUUCCAGCAGCAGUAUCGCUUCCACAUUUCCUUCGUGCUGAUCCGAGUUUGCUAGAGAAUAUAGAAGGUCUUAAUCCGGAUGAGGAAAAACAUGAAUCAUAUGUAAUAUUGCAGCAGGUAGUUGGUGUGCCCAUAUUCUUUCAUUCGAGGUUACAGACAAAUCUGGUAAUGCAUCACACAAAAUACAAUACCAAAAUUGCGCCUUUCAAUGAUAUGGUGCUACCUUUAUUUUGGUUCGAUAUGACUAUUCUGACGAUACCGACUUAUCUGCUGAUCUUAUUGAAAUUAAUACUGCAAAUAUUACCAAUUGCACAGACAAUAUUAAUGUAUGUGCUUGGUAUAAUCGGAGUAACAACGAUAGUAUUAUCGUUAAUGUCUAUUUUAUGGGUUCUCAAUCAAGAACAAAAACAAGAGCAUGAGGCAUCGAAUAGAAGUAUCGAUAGCACUGAUUUAAGAGUGCCCUUAUACAACGGUCCAUAUACUUCGAUCAAUAUUUUACCGACAAUCAAGAAGAUGACGUCAAAAACGGAUCUAUUUAGUUAAACAAAAAUAAAAAUUUUCACAUGUAAUUGCUUGUCAAUAGAAAUAUGAAAAGACUUUGAUCCAGCGUAUCGACGAGUAGUCUGAGACAAUUUAGUGGAUUAUAAAUAAAAUAAACUUGUGAUUACUUUUUGCGCUUCGUAGUAACAACGAAAAAUUGCAGAAAGUAAUCAUUUAGAUAAAUUAAGAUAAUAUAUGUACAAUUAAAUGUUAAAUAAGCCGAUGGUAUGUCUGGAAAUAUAUUUUUGAUAUUGUAUUGUAAUAUCAAAAUUAUAUACUUUUAAGUUCGAUAACGAAAAAUGUAGAUAAGAUACUGCAUGUUCAUAUUGUGCAAGUUUCUGGUUAUACGCCAUAAUUACAUAUUCAUAAAAAAUUUAGCCAAAUGUUAAGAUAAAUAAAUAGAAAUAAAUUAAAUGUAUAAGAU